AUGGUAGAGAGAUGGCGAAAGGAGACACACUGCUUCAAUUUUCGUGAAGGCGAGUGCACCAUCACACUUAAGGACAUCGCCAUCCUAACCGAUCUCCCCAUCGAUGGUGAUGUUGUUUGUGUGGACUCUACGCCACCACCUAAAGUUGUUGCCAAUAUGAAUGGUUGGCAACAUUUUAUAUGGACGGUCACCGGGUUAGCGAGGCGAGAAAAUGGUUCCAGGGUUAGACACCUCCAACGCCAAAAUCAGUUUGGGAAGGAAUGCAUAUGA
This is a messenger RNA of Linum tenue, 270 nucleotides long. Lineage: Eukaryota; Viridiplantae; Streptophyta; Magnoliopsida; Malpighiales; Linaceae. The record is from the annotation of a GenBank genome assembly.